Molecule: messenger RNA, 1963 nt
Organism: Trichoplusia ni (cabbage looper)
Lineage: Eukaryota; Metazoa; Arthropoda; Insecta; Lepidoptera; Noctuidae
Gene: Ndc1
Product: nucleoporin NDC1
Exons: 1
Coding region: 224-1915 (563 amino acids)
Biological process (GO): nuclear pore organization
Cellular component (GO): nuclear pore transmembrane ring
Molecular function (GO): protein-macromolecule adaptor activity
Source: RefSeq, a predicted model, not a curated record
GUAGUCAUGUCAAAUGAACUUCAAUUGUAUUUCAGAAACCGUUGAUUUUUGGAGGUUAUUCAAACGAAAAGACCGCAAAAGUAUAAGGGUUAUUGUAACAACGUAUUAUUGCUCUAUAUAAAGAGAGCCUCUUCAUUGCGAACAACCCCAUAAAACUAUGUCAUUUCAUACUUGAUUGGGAAAUAGACAAUUUUAACGAAAGGAGAAAUAAACAACUGCCAAUAUGGAAACGAAAUCUGAAAUAUUUCCCCAAAGAUUAAUUAUUGCUGUGUUGUGGAACAUCGGAUUACAGACGUUUCUUGCCAUUGUGUUAGUGUUUGUCAUACAAGUAGACUUGCUGCAUCCUGUGACAUGGGUCACUUCGACUCUGCACGACAUAUUCGGAUGGAAGAUGGCACUUAACAUCGUGCUUCUUGGCUUGGUAUCAUUCUUUCAAGCAUACGUUUAUGGAAGCUACUACAUGCAACCACUGCCAAAGUAUUUCACCAGAUUUUCAAUGUUUUUGAAUAUGUUUUCAGUUCAAAACAUAAUGUUUAGUAUUCUGUAUGCUUUGAGUGGUUAUUUCACAAUGGGAUUGUAUUCUUCAUUAGCGAAAAGCAAUUACAACAUUCUUAAGAAGAAAUGUGACCAUUACGAUGCUCAAUGCCUUGUGGAACAGAGCCUCUUCUUACAGUUUGGAGGCAUGUGGAUGGGGUUGUACUACUUUCUGAAUAUUCACAUCUUUGGAACAACAAUGCUCAUGUUUCCACAUAUUUAUCAGGACAAGUUUCAGCAAAUUAAACUGGCUAUCAACAACAUAUUAUCUAUGGGAUUUAGGAACUCUGUGAUGCCAGUGGUUUAUUACUGCUUAUUCUAUUAUUUAUGGGGUAAUAAGCCCAGGAGUGUUGUUUCUGAGGUUUACAGUUUAUAUUUGGAAGACCCUCCUUUGGACAAUGUAUUUAAUCUGACAAGUUCUGGCAUUUGGAUUGGCCUCUGGUUCUACACUAGCCUGUUUUUCGUGUCUGUUUACACAAUGAGAACUAUCUUCAACAUAAUUCUGACCGAGCCAAUGAAGUUUCCUAUUGAGUCUAAAAAUUGCUUAAUGCUCCAUAAUGCAUUGGCUUUGAGGGCUGAAUUCAAUGGUUACUUGGGAGCACAAGAUUUAAGAAUCAUGUCAAUGACUGAUCCAUCAAGACGGCAAAUCAUUUUUACUCUAUCACAACCUGGAGGUCACCCGAGAAAUUGGAACAACUUAUUGGAACAAUGUCUGAAUAUUAUAAAUGACUUUAGUAAAGAAUUGGAUGCAGUGAAUAGUGAUGGGAAACCUACUGAGGCAGAAAAUCCUAUGCUCAGAAGCAACGGAACCAUGUCACCAAGCACAGCCUUUGAUUAUUCUGGUAAAAUAAGAAACAUGGCACAGUCUCCAAAACUACAUGAAUUUAAAGAUCAUAAUAGAAAUAAAAUAGAGGAUUCCUUGUCUAAUGUGGUGAAGAAUGAAAUAAAUAAUUUAAUUCAGAAGCUUUGCCAGAAACCAGGCUUUAGUUAUUUAUUCGGAGAACUGACUGACACUAAAUUGAAGUAUUUGUUAAUGCAAUCUCAACCUGUGAUGUGGACAUGUGAAGGAUUAGCUUGUAUAGCUGCUGCAUCAUUGAAUGAGGAUAAAUAUGGAGUAGUGCAAAAUGAUUUGCCCAUUGUGAUAUCAACUUUAAUUAAUCUUAAGCAAAACUUAGAUAAGCUGGUUAAACCUGGCCUGGUGCCUAGGAAGCACAUAUUAAAUGAUAACUUGGCUAUUAAGAUGAAGACUGCCUUGAUCUCAUCAGUAAAGAGAAGCAUUUAUAAAAUUGCCAUAACUUUCUCAAAAUACAUUCAUGAAAUACCUUUAGAACCUGAUAUUCAAAUUGCAUUGCAGCCAUUUUUAAUGUGUAAAGAAGCUUGAAAACUAUUUACUUGUGAUACCUUAAUUAAUAAACUUUUUACUUUUAAA